Protopolystoma xenopodis is the source of this 465-nucleotide messenger RNA. Lineage: Eukaryota; Metazoa; Platyhelminthes; Monogenea; Polystomatidea; Polystomatidae. The record is from the annotation of a GenBank genome assembly.
AUGGUCCUAGGGAUCCGCUUGGGUUUCAAAGAUAAAAUGGCCAACGGUGAUAUGUCUGUAUCUACAAACGAAAUAUCAACACUCAGAAAAAGACUAAACUGCGGCUCUUUAUCGGCUAACCAUGCGCCUAGUGGAGCUGAGGAUGUUCGACAAAAGGAGGAGGUACGGGACAAAUAUGAAGAAAGGACUGAGGAGGAAACAGCGAAUAUUAUGCUACAGCAAAUCUGCGCUACCUCAGAUGCUAAUCGGCUCAUUUUGGAUUCCUUUAGCAAACUGGCUAAGCAGGCAGGCCUGAAGUCCUUCGAGAAUGUUCGCUCUAUUUAUCUUUCUCCAGUGCCGUUUUCGAUUGCAAAUGGUCAGUUAACUGUAACUAUGAAGUUAUGCCGUCACGUUCUACGCAAGGCCUUCUCAAAACAGAUAUCGGAUCUCUACCGUUCUGGCCCCACCCUGAAAUCUGGCCAUUAA